Lutzomyia longipalpis is the source of this 2655-nucleotide messenger RNA. RefSeq names its product zinc finger protein Gfi-1b-like. The record is from RefSeq and is a predicted model, not a curated record. Gene Ontology annotation, molecular function: DNA-binding transcription factor activity; RNA polymerase II cis-regulatory region sequence-specific DNA binding. Bases 462 to 1994 code for a protein of 510 amino acids. The transcript is spliced from 8 exons. Gene Ontology annotation, biological process: regulation of transcription by RNA polymerase II. Lineage: Eukaryota; Metazoa; Arthropoda; Insecta; Diptera; Psychodidae.
GCCGUCAGCAAUCUACCAUGUCCGCCAAGCUGGGCAACGAGCGCUAUCACUGCAAGAUUUCAGUAUUCGACGUGGUUUUGCCCAAAACGGGUUGCGGGUGAGAAUUUAGAGAAACGAAAGCGCGCGAUCUUAAAACCGUCUUUAUUUUUUUUUUAAUAAAACCCCCAAAUGCGUGAGUGAGACAAACCUCUGAGAAAGUGACGAUGAGACAGACAAUUGUUCAGGAAAAACUCCAGAAUACUGAUUUGUGCUACUAAAUGCUCAAUUCGCAAAAGUAGUGUUAAUCCGCGCUCCUACCGCUCAAGUCAUCCGUACAUGACUCGUGAAUAAGCUCCUUUUCAUCGCGUGUGAACCACAAGGGUUGUGCAUCCCUGAGAAAUGCUUAAGAGGAUUUUUGGGACUUUUAUUUGAGAACUUGAAGAGAUAAAUUAAAAAAAAAUAUAUUAAUUUUAAAAUAUAUUAUGAACAUUGCUGACCGGAAGGAGAGAAUUGUUCUGAAGAUGGAAAUUGGGGAAUCAUCAGUGCAUUUGCCACUUGAUUUUAGUGUCAGUGAAAAGAACCAUUUUAGCAGACAAUUGAGUAGUGAAGCCAAAUCAAUGAUGCUAACACAGCAGAAUGGUUCAACAUCAAGUGCUUUCAAAGUAGUUACGCCAAAAGGGAAAUCCGACGUUCUCAAUGGCGGAGGAAUCCCAUUACUUUUCAAUGGAAACUUCAUGAAUCCAUACAGAUUUAUGAAUCCUAUUGCACCCCGAGUUAUCGCUUCUGGGAUUACAGAUCUAACUAAUGGCAGUGAUGGACAAAAGUGCAAAGAUGAAAUAAAAUUCGGCGUGAAUCGCCUUGUGGAACGAGUUGAUUCAGAAGAUGAGGACAACAACAACAGCACGUAUCAGCAUAAAACACCACCAUCUGUUUGCGAUUCACCAUCAAACUUGAGUAUUGUGCGCGUAAAGUCACGAUCGAGGAGUCGCACCAAAUCACCAGAGGGCUCGAGGUCGAGAUCAAGUUCACCAGAAUUGGAAGUUGAUUCACCGCCACCGCCUAGAAUAGCUGAAUCACCCACAACGGAAAUCUCCAGACAGUUAGCUAAAAAGUCUGAGGCAUUUUCGGUGUCAGCCUUAUUGCGACAGGAUCAACCUAAAGCCUCGAAAUCUCCCACAACUAUUUCCAACACCUUUGAUAUGCUGAGACCAAAUUACCCCCCAAUGUACGAUCACAACAUGUUACCCCGACCCCUGUUCCACCCCUUCCCAUGGAUAGCAGCAGUGGCUCUUCAGCAGGGGCAGCAGGUUGCAAAUUCACCCUCCAACUAUCACCCAACGACAAGUGAGGACUUUGUGAGAUUUCGUAAUUUUAUGACCCAAACCGCCACGGGUGGUGCAUCCGGUAAUCAUUUAAACUUCACCCAUCCCCAUCAUGUCCAUCACCAUCAUUUCUUCAUGCGUCAGGGCAUGCCACCGCUAAUUGGGGACAUUUUCUCGUGCAUCAAGUGCGAAAAGAACUUCUCAACGGCACACGGAUUGGAAGUCCACGCCCGGAGGUCCCACAACGGGAAGCGCCCCUUUGCAUGUGAAUUGUGCAACAAAACAUUUGGGCAUGAAGUUAGUCUUAGUCAACACAGGGCUGUGCAUAAUGUAGAAAAGGUUUUCGAGUGCAAACAGUGCGGAAAAGCCUUUAAGAGAUCGAGUACCUUGUCAACACACCUCCUUAUUCACAGUGACACGAGACCAUACCCGUGCUCCUUCUGUGGCAAGAGAUUCCACCAGAAGAGUGACAUGAAGAAGCACACGUACAUCCAUACUGGUGAGAAGCCACAUAAAUGCCAAGUAUGCGGAAAAGCCUUCAGCCAGAGCUCCAACUUAAUUACCCACAGCCGGAAGCAUACGGGAUACAAGCCGUUUGCCUGUGAAUUGUGCCACAAAGCAUUCCAGCGGAAAGUCGAUUUGCGACGCCACAAGGAGACACAACACACUGAACUAAGACCACUGGUCAACUAACUAACCAACGUAUGUGUAUGGGGGGAUACCCCAAAAUAGCCCAGCACUGAUGCUCUCCUACUCCAAAGACGGUGGCACCCACAUCCCCCAACAAAGGAGUUUUCCGGGAGCAAAAGAAUCAAAUUCCAGGCAUUUUUUUUCUCUUCAAAAAUUCUAUAAAGAGAAUUUUAAUUGCUCUAUCGAGGAGAUAAAAAUACACGCAAAGUGUGAGAGGAAGUUUCAAGAGAGAAGAUUUAUCCUUCAAUGUGGUGCUAAAAGUUAAAAAAAAAGUGUAACAAACCUUCUUUCUGCGAGCCUACAAGCAAGUUUAAAUUUAGGUGAAGAAAAAGAUAAACCUAUAGAGUCAAUUUAAGUCAGUGCAAUGAUUGUGAACCAAAAAUUAAAGCUCGAGAAUUAAUUUUUAUCCCCAAAAAUCCAAAAAGAUCACCAAAAAAAGAACAAGAAAUGAAAGAGAGAUGAAUUAUAGUGUUUAAAAUGUAAAUAGAUUCUAGUAAUUGUGAAUAUUCCUUAGCCAAAAAAAAUUAUGUAUAAAUAUAAAAUGUCUUGGGGUACAGAAUAUAAAUUUGAUAGUAAUUUGAGAGAGGAUUUUUGUCGAUUAUUUGCAGAAUUUUGUUUGAAAAAUCAAGAAAAAUAAUUAAAAUCGAAUUAAUGAAUAAAAAAA